AUGAUUCUCGAAGCGGCUCGGUUUGGACAAUGGUAUAGGAGACGAUCCUAUUCUCUAUCUCAUAAUAACGACCCUGUUCCUAUAGUCAGAAACAACCGACGUUUUGAAAAUGGAUGCAAGAUCGGCAUCAGGAGUGACUAUGAAUUAACCAAGAAAACACAAACACUUGUUACUGCUGCUGCUAUUAGUCAGAAAAAGAACAGCCAUGGAAAAGGAGGUGGUUACCCUCUCGAGAUUCUGGUCUAUCCAAUAGACACGUUAACCGAUGCAGCAGCAGAUGAGUUAAAGGAGAAAUACAUGUGUCCUCAAUGUAAUCUCUUGUUACGAAACCCUGUACAAAGAAACUCUUGUGGACACAGGUGUUGUCAAGACUGUUGCGGUAUAUCUACUAUUAUGUGUAAAGCUUGUAUAGUAGACGAAGAGGGUACUGCUACUACUGAUACUACUCAGCAGCAGAUACAGCAGAUCUUUUAUCAUCACGAUACAGCCAUGGGAAAAGAAAUGGAAGAGGUGUUUGUUAAAGUCCAAUGCGAAAACCAUUGCGUUUGGCAAGAUCCGCUCAAAGAUUACGACAGACACGUCUCUCUAGAAUGCGAUUAUAGAGUCAUCGAAUGUGAAUGUCAAGCUAAAAUAUGGGCCUGUCGAUUAGAGAGUCACUUGGAAGACGAGUGCGAUAGGAGACGGGUCUCUUGUCAAUAUUGUACGGAGGAAUCCCCACAGUACUUACUCAGAGACCAUACUACUCGUGUCUGCGGUAAAUAUCCCAUCCAAUGGGUAGCCUGUCAUAAAAAGGUGAGACGAGAAGAGAUGUCUCGUCAUUUAGAAGAAGGAAUAGGUUCGUGUCCUAAAGCGAGAGUCCUCUGUUUUGCCACCGAAUGUAACGACGACGGCGGUAUACCUAGAGACGUCUUUAGCUCGCACCUAGAUAAGAAACCGGGACUUCAUCUUACGGCCUUGCAUCAGCAACUCAAAAGACAAGAGACGAGGCUAGAACGGAUGCACGAAAAGUGCGACGAACUGGAUACGAAAACGACUCAAUCGGAAGGCAUCGCUUCGGCUCUAUACGGAGAAGUCGACAGAUGCAUCACUGGGUUAGACGAGCAGAAGAGACUCUACGCCGAGACCAUAGACGGACUACGCCAGACAAAUAGGAACCUCACGCACGACGUCCAUAGGAACAAAGAGGAAUUUGAUAGACACACUUUAAAAGACGCCAUUUCUACUCUGAGACAAAAGAUCAACGAGCUGGAAGUUAGACUCGCAAACGAAGAACUCAACUCUCACAACGACGGGAACUUCUUAUGGAGAAUACCGGAUUGGAGUCGGAAGCUUCGAGAGGCUAAGAUUGAUGAUGGUACGUCUUGCUAUCACUCGUCUCCCUUCUAUACUAGUAAAAAUGGUUACAAGAUGUGUGCCCGCAUCUACCCUAAUGGGGUCGGCGAAGAAGAGACGAAAGGCAAACACGUUUCCCUCUUCAUCAUGCUCAUGAAAGGCGAGUACGAUUCUCUCUUGACGUGGCCCAUGCAAAAAAUACGGGUCACCUUCACGCUACUCAAGAAUAAGAAUAGUUCUAGCAGUGCCAGCAGUACUAUCGUCGACAAUAUAGAGCAUAGUUUCAGAGGAGGUAGAUCCAUUGAAGAAUUCUACCAACGACCCGUGGAUGCAAGAAACCCAGCUACUGGUAUUCCUCAAUUUGUGAAGCACGAGGAUUUAGAACAUUAUAUCAAAGAUUACGAUACCAUGUUUAUCAAAAUCAAAGUGAAAUGUUUGUAA
This is a messenger RNA of Saccostrea cuccullata (small rock oyster), 1773 nucleotides long. Its product is annotated as TNF receptor-associated factor 2-like. Gene Ontology annotation, molecular function: protein binding; zinc ion binding. The transcript is spliced from 3 exons. Lineage: Eukaryota; Metazoa; Mollusca; Bivalvia; Ostreida; Ostreidae. Gene Ontology annotation, biological process: tumor necrosis factor-mediated signaling pathway; protein K63-linked ubiquitination; regulation of apoptotic process. The coding region runs from base 1 to 1773 and encodes 590 amino acids. The record is from RefSeq and is a predicted model, not a curated record.